AAGAAAAAACUUGGAUGGGGUCAGAGGAAGGUGUGGCAGAAAAUUCCAAAGGCGGAUAGGGAAAGAAUUGAAAAACACUACUUAAGUACUCAACCUCGUGAUAUCUUUUGGGCAGGACUCAAUAGUGAGAAAGUGACAAACCAUGAUCUCAAAGAUAUUGUAUGGGACCUGGAACUGUCACAAAACGUUAUUGAGGCCUAUAUCCAAAUAGAGGAGGAUAAAAUAGAGCCCAUGCAGACAGAGAGUCCACAAUACAUGUCCACAUGGACUUGGGCUUACAUGCAAAGCUUCCAAGAGCCAUUUUGGCACAGGGCCCUGUAUGAACACUUACUUGAAAAACUCGGGAAAUGCAGUGUUCUUUUCUUCCCGAUUAUUUCAAAAGAAGAGUUCCACUUCACACUUCUCACAUUUCACAAAAAUGAACGAAAGUGGAGACACUACAAUCCACUUAGAUCGUUGGGACAUAGAAAAGAAGAAAGGUGCAUUGACAUGGCUCGAAACUUUAUUGGAUUGCGGCAUGUUCGUCAUGUUCUAUAUGGAUAAAAUAGCCCAAGGACAGCCCAUUCCAAAAAGCGUGGACAAGAAAUUCAUGAAUGAAUAUCGAGCACAAUAUGUCACAAAACUCCUACACCACAAAAACUGUGUAAUUAAUCGUCUCUAGUGAUUUGCCUUUCGUUAACUCAA
This is a messenger RNA of Prunus dulcis (almond), 684 nucleotides long. RefSeq lists its product as uncharacterized. The transcript is spliced from 5 exons. The coding region runs from base 232 to 543 and encodes 103 amino acids. NCBI's taxonomy places the organism in Eukaryota, Viridiplantae, Streptophyta, Magnoliopsida, Rosales, Rosaceae. The record is from RefSeq and is a predicted model, not a curated record.